UCCUAAAUCAGUUCUCUCCACCAUUUUUCUUUCUCUUUCUAAAAGUCCCACACCCUCUUUCACCAUUACACCCCACCGAGGCUCCGCGGGCUUUCCGUCGUCCCUCGGUCUCCGCACCGCGCGGGGGAAGUGGUCGGUGGUGGUCGCGGUCACCGCCGCCGUGAUGGUUCUCCUGACUUUGGCCGUCGCGGUGCCGCUUCUCCUCCUGCGCCCGUCGGAGACCUCCGCCCGCUACUACGAGAUGAUGGGCACCUGUCGGAUGGUGUGCGAUCCGUACACCACCAAACCACCGGGAGCCAACGGGGAGGAGACCCAGACUGUCAACGGCAUCGCGCCGCUGCCACCCAUGGCGCAAGGGAGCCGCGGGGAACCGGGGCGCCCGGGCAAACCGGGAGCCAGGGGCCCGCCGGGCGAGCCGGGACCGCCGGGUCCAAGAGGACCACCGGGGGAGCGCGGCGGUAGCAAGCUCGCAUUCCCGGCUUUAACGCCAACAGACGGCGCAAACUCAACCACCGGAACCAGAGUGGCGUUUUACGUCGGCUUGAAGAACCCACAUGAGGGAUACGAGGUGUUAAAGUUCGACGACGUCAUUACAAACUUGGGGAACCUCUACGAUCCGAGCACCGGGAAGUUCACCUGCCGCGUCUCCGGGAUCUACUUCUUCACUUACCACGUGUUGAUGCGCGGGGGAGACGGGACCAGCAUGUGGGCCGACCUGUGCAAAAAUGGGCAGGUGCGAGCCAGCGCCAUAGCUCAGGACGCAGACCAGAACUACGACUACGCCAGCAACAGCGCCGUGCUGCACUUGGACUCGGGCGACGAGGUGUACGUGAAACUGGACGGCGGCAAAGCUCACGGCGGCAACAACAACAAGUACAGCACCUUCUCCGGCUUCGUCUUGUACCCCGACUAGUCGUCGCCGCACAACUUUGGACUCUUCCCACGCGACUGUUUUGCUUCUAAUGUCUUGUUGUGUCCCUCGAAGCACGAGCUGCUUGCGUUUAAGUCAACUGAUGGACAGCUUCCUCACGAGCCAGGUGAAUACCAUACCGUUGUUAAAGGCUGGGACGGAUUACCGGCGCGUGAUAUUCCCAAUAUCAGUCGGAUAAGCUUAUGAGAUCUGGCUGUUAAGACCUGGUCAUAAGCAGCAGCUUUUCAAAGAACGGAUAUAUCAAGUCUUGAUAUUCUGAUAUGAAGCCAGCCAUAUAAAUAUAAAUUGGUCUAUUUAGCAAAAACCUCCAGAAAUGACAAAUUCUACCAAUCCUUGCAAACUAUACACAUCCUCGCUAUUUCCCCUGCACAUUUCGACCAAUUAUUGUAAUUUUCCCUCAUGAAAUCCAAUACAAUCCAAUCCACUUUAUUUAUAUAGCACAUUUAAACAACACAAAUGUUUCCAAAGUGCUGCACAACGAUAUUCAAAACAAUAUUCAAAUAUUAUACUUAGCUCCACCAAUGACUGAAUAAAAACAAAACAAAUUAAUAAAACCAAUAUAAAAAUAAAUAUGAUUAAAAACGAUUGUAAAGGGUAAAACUAGGGAUGUCCGAUAAUGGCUUUUUGCCGAUAUCCGAUAUUGUCCAACUCUUUAAUUACCGAUACCGAUAUCAACCGAUACCGAUAUCAACCGAUACAUACAGUCGUGGAAUAAACACAUUAUUAUGCCUAAUUUGGACAACCAGGUAUGGUGAAGAUAAGGUACUUUUGAAAAAAAAUUAAUAAAAUAAAAUAAGAUAAAUAAAUUAAAAACAUUUUCUUGAAUAAAAAAGAAUGUAAAACAAUAUAAAAACAGUUACAUACAAACUAGUAAUUGAUGAAAAUUAGUAAAAUUAACUGCUAAAGACUAGUACUAUUAGUGGACCAGCAGCACGCACAAUCAUGUGUGCUUACGGUCUGUAUCCCUUGCAGACUGUAUUGAUAUAUAUUGAUAUAUAAUGUAGGAAUCAGAAUAUUAAUAACAGAAAGAAACAACCCUUUUGUGUGAAUGAGUGUGAAUGGGGGAGGGAGGUUUUUUGGGUUGGUGCACUAAUUGUAAGUGUAUCUUGUGUUUUUUAUGUUGAUUUAAUUUAAAAAAAACCAAAAAAAAAACGAUACCGAUAAUAAAAAAAAAAAGGUACAGAUAAUUACCGAUAUUACAUUUUAACGCAUUUAUCGGUCGAUAAUAUCGGCAGGUCGAUAUUAUCGGACAUAUCCAGGUAAAACCAAUUAAAACAAUAAAUAGAAAUCACAAUUUAAAAACACAGAAGACCACAAAAGUCACGUAGUGUUAAAAGCCAGAGAAUAAAAGUGGGUCUUAAAGGGGAACAUUAUCACCAGACCUAAGUAAGCGUCAAUAUAUACCUUGAUGUUGCAGAAAAAAGACCAUAUAUUUUUUUAACCGAUUUCCGAACUCUAAAUGGGUGAAUUUUGGCGAAUUAAACGCCUUUCUAAUAUUCGCUCUCGUGGCGUCACAUCGGGAAGCAUCCGCCAUUUUCUCAAACACCGAGUCAAAUCAGCUCUGUUAUUUUCCGUUUUUUCGACUGUUUUUCGUACCUUGGAGACAUCAUGCCUCGUCGGUGUGUUGUCGGAGGGUGUAACAACACGAACAGGGACGGAUUCAAGUUGCACCAGUGGCCCAAAGAUGCGAAAGUGGCAAGAAAUUGGACGUUUGUUCCGCACACUUUACCGACGAAAGCUAUGCUACGACAGAGAUGGCAAGAAUGUGUGGAUAUCCUGCGACACUCAAAGCAGAUGCAUUUCCAAUGAUAAAGUCAAAGAAAUCUGCCGCCAGACCCCCAUUGAAUCUGCCGGAGUGUGUGAGCAAUUCAGGGACAAAGAACCUCGGUAGCACGGCAAGCAAUGGCGGCAGUUUGUUCCCGCAGACGAGCGAGCUAAACCUCCUAUCGACCCUAGCUUCCCUGGCCUGCUGACAUCAACUCCAAAACUGGACAGAUCAGCUUUCAGGAAAAGA
Messenger RNA from Nerophis lumbriciformis (worm pipefish), 2945 nucleotides. It is a transcript of the gene c1ql2, whose product is annotated as complement component 1, q subcomponent-like 2. Gene Ontology annotation, molecular function: protein binding. Lineage: Eukaryota; Metazoa; Chordata; Actinopteri; Syngnathiformes; Syngnathidae. The record is from RefSeq and is a predicted model, not a curated record.